Messenger RNA from Lachancea mirantina, 936 nucleotides. Lineage: Eukaryota; Fungi; Ascomycota; Saccharomycetes; Saccharomycetales; Saccharomycetaceae. The record is from the annotation of a GenBank genome assembly.
AUGAAGCGUAAAAUAGAAGGUUUCCUAACAGCCGGAAGCGAGCAUGACGGGAAGAAUGUGAUCAACACCGAGAAUUUAAAUGUUCAAAAACUGCUGAGUUUCCGACAGAAGAAGGAUUCUGAAGUAGAUCCCCAAAGCUUUGUUGGCAGAAGGCAUCACAUUGAAAAGAGGAUACGUGAAGGUUCUCAGAGGCAUCAGAAAAAUGAAAAGAAUUUCAGUUGUGGCCGACUAGACGAGGUGGACGAUGCAUACAUUCUUGCAGCAUGCACAGAUUACGAUGAUUUGAAGAGAGCGGGCGUUGCAUAUAAGAUAGGCGACAACGGAAAUGGAAUACUGGAGGCGGCGAAUCGCAAAACCUCGAUAGGCGCAUUACCUCAUGAUCAGCACUAUACCAUGGACGAUCUUAUUACUAAGGAACUAAAGGAUGAGAGAGUUGGUAUGAACAUGGCUGGACAUAGCGGCGACGACGGCAAGCAAGAACUGGCCGAAAAAGUGCGAAAGAACACGGAAAUUGUGAAAUCAAUGUUUGAGUUUAAACCUGCGCACUUCUCGAACCAGAGACAUCAAUUUUCAAAUCUUCCAUGUGAAGAAGGUCGAGGAAAUUUGGCCAAUCCCGAAAUCUCGCCUUUUCCGUCUCACGUAGAUGCUUUAGGACGUUUUCAGUUCUCACAGUCGCAGUUCUUGGCGUAUGGUGCGAAUUUCGAAGCAGCAUACCCGUUGUCCAAUGUUCCGGCAGUUAGUUGCACAGAUUCGAGCUCAAACGGGGCUCCUUCAAGAGAGUUCUCUCCGAAUGCUGUCAAUGCACCUAAGAAAACACGUUCCGGAGUGCUGCCACCCAGAGAUAGCGUCCAAAAGGCCGGAAAAAAUACUUCAGCCCCAAGAGCGCCCAAGGCAUUAAAGAAAAUGGAAAGUCUAGCUAAGAAGUAUGAUUUGUGA